Ilex paraguariensis (yerba mate) is the source of this 1824-nucleotide messenger RNA. NCBI's taxonomy places the organism in Eukaryota, Viridiplantae, Streptophyta, Magnoliopsida, Aquifoliales, Aquifoliaceae. The record is from the annotation of a GenBank genome assembly.
AUGCACAAGAGAGGUUCACAACUUGAGAUUUGCUCACUAUGUGCAUUUUCUUUUUGUUACCAGGUUGCAGAAAACAGGUGUUGGAGUUGCGGGCUUGACUGUCAGUCCAAGCCAGAUCUACUGAACCAUUUACACAAAACAGUCAGUUUCAUAGAAAGUGUGUUUCCAUGGGAGGACGACAAAUAUCUGAGACCUUUUAUGCAGGAGGAUCCACUCUUGUACAGUUUUGGUGAAGAUGAGGAUACAUCAUCAGUUGACAAAAAGGAACUAAGAAUGGAUUUGAAUAGUUUUGAUCGGAUUUUCAUUGAUGAUGAGGGUGCUUUAAAAUCGUAUGCCCCUGAAUGUACGAUAUCUUAUGCGAAUGGAACACNUGAAGGUGAAGAUGAGGAUACAUCAUCAGUUGACAAAAAGGAACUAAGAAUGGAUUUGAAUAGUUUUGACCGGAUUUUCAUUGAUGAUGAGGGUGCUUUAAAAUCGUAUGCCCCUGAAUGUACGAUAUCUUAUGCGAAUGGAACACAGGAGGUUGCUUCUGCUCCUGAUAGCUAUUUGAAUAAGGUGAAUUCUUUGGAAAAGUCAAUAAUCAAUGGUAGUGAUGAUAAAGAAGAUGGUGUUUCAUCUGAUAGAAACUUUGAAGAUAAGCACUCGAGUGUUUUUUUCUCAAAGAUUGUUGAAGAUGACAGAAAAAAGGUGAAUAAGAAUUAUUUUGGCGCCUACAGUUCCUUUGGCAUCCACAGGGAGAUGAUCAGUGAUAAGGUAAGAACAGAUGCCUAUAGGCAAGCUAUUUUGGAAAAUCCUUCUCUUCUAAAUGGUGGUGUUGUUUUGGAUGUAGGUUGUGGGACAGGCAUACUAAGUCUUUUUGCGGCUCAAGCUGGGGCCUCAAGGGUGAUUGCAAUUGAUGCCAGUGAGAAGAUGGCUGUGGUGGCAGCUCAGAUUGCGAAAGAUAAUGGCCUUUUGUGUGGUGGAAACCCAAUGGAAGGUACCAGUCGGUGUACGGGAGAAAUAGAAGUGGUACAGGGGAUGGUUGAAGAACUCAAUGAUUCCAAACACAUUCAACCCCGCAGUGUUGAUGUGUUAGUGAGUGAAUGGAUGGGUUAUUGCCUACUCUACGAGUCAAUGCUAAGCUCGGUACUAUUUGCACGGGAUCAAUGGUUGAAGCCUGGAGGUGCCAUUCUCCCAGACACAGCUACUAUGUUUGUCGCUGGAUUUGGAAGAGGUGCUACCAGUAUUCCAUUCUGGGAAAACGUAUAUGGCUUCAACAUGUCUUGCAUUGGCAAGGAAGUUGUUGAAGAUGCUGCCCGGGUUCCUAUUGUUGAUAUUGUUGAAAGUCAUGAUAUAGUGACCAAUCCCGCGGUUCUUCAGACGUUUGAUCUGGUGACAAUGAAAUCUGAAGAUGUGGACUUCACAGCACACAUUGAGCUGGAACCAAAGCAAGAUUCUUCUGUGAACUACAGUACUGAUUUGAAACCUAAUUCGACUUGGUGUUAUGGAGUAGUCUUGUGGUUCGAGACUGGGUUUACUUCUAGGUUUUGCAAAGAAGUGCCAACUGUUCUGUCCACAUCCCCAUUCACUCCCAAUACACAUUGGUGUCAGACUAUCCUCACUUUUCGAGAACCAAUUGCAAUGGCAUCAGGAGAAGCCAAUCUCAAUGCUGACAGGUUGGUAGCUGUUGGUACUGAUGCCUGUCCUGCCGUGAAACUACAUUCCCGGAUUAGUAUUGCCCGUGCUCCCAAGUAUCGUAGCAUUGACAUAUCCUUGGAGAUUACAGGGAUCGGGCCUGAUGGUCGAAAACGAAAUUGGCCAGUCCAAAUAUUUAAUCUGUCGUAG